Messenger RNA from Paramormyrops kingsleyae, 2519 nucleotides. It is a transcript of the gene zmynd12, whose product is annotated as zinc finger, MYND-type containing 12. Gene Ontology annotation, molecular function: protein binding. Lineage: Eukaryota; Metazoa; Chordata; Actinopteri; Osteoglossiformes; Mormyridae. The record is from RefSeq and is a predicted model, not a curated record.
AACAGUUGGCUGCAUACGAAACUCCCCAGUGAGGCUUCGCGAUUUUCACGGAGACGUUAACUUGCAGUUGUUACCAAAUAAUUCAAAGCAUUAGCAACAAUUUCAGACAUCGUCUUCACUGACGUGCCGCUCAUACAGCCCAGGUAGCUUUCACUGUUUGGAAACAUGUCAUCGACAAUUAAUCCUCUCGCUAACCCAAAAGGAACUAAGAAAGUGUGCGAGCUGUGUGAGAAACCAGCGCACAUUCAAUGCACUGGCUGCCGAGUGACCUUUUACUGCAACACAGAGCACCAGCAGGCUGACUGGGCUGGGAUCCACCAGAAGGUGUGUCAGCUGCUGGCCCCCCUGCGCACCCCCAUCCCUUUCCAUGUCCUGGGGGCGGAAAGGGAGCAUCACAGAGCGCAGAGACUGCAGAGACAGGAGCAGCUGAUUGAGAUCUCGCGGGCAACGGCUCAAAGGAAGCUCUUUGAGAAGAACCACUGGGAGGCUUUGCCGGCUGCCCAGCUCUGCCUGUGCUCUGCCACGGAUGUUUACGGCCCCGGCGCCGUGCAGCUCGUCCCUGCCUACCUGCUAUUGGCGGAAGCUAACAUUGGUCUUGGUAGGUUUUCCCAGGCAGAGGAGUACUUGGCCCAGGCGGAGUGGAUAGUAAUGAAGGGACCAGAGUGCAGCCUUGUGGUGCGUCACCAGCUCCACCGGAACCUGGGUCGGCUGCACGCUGCCACAGAAAAUUUUGAAGAGGCCCUGUUUCACCUCGCUAAUGAUGUUUACUACGCCAGUGAAGAAUUUGGUUUGGACAGCACUGUGACUUGUGGUGGCUACAUUCUAAUGGCAAAUAUAUUUUUCAAGCAAAAGAAAUAUGAUAUUGCAAUGUCCUUGUGCACUGAGGUGGCCAAUACUUGGCACUCUCACCUGUACAGAAUCCUAGACAGUCACAUUCAGAACUACAGUUCACUUCACAAUGCAAUUGAUGAGGCCCAGCAGGCUGAAGCUGAUCGGACACUGCAGUGCGUUUUGGAAUUGGAGGAGCAGAUACCGAAACGGGUCCCUUGCUUGAUGGCACUAGCUUGCCAUGCCCUGGCCAUGCUCUGGCUUCUAGGCAACGAUUUUGCUAAGGCAGCGGAGCUUGGUAGGAGGGCCCUGGCUUUGAGCCAGCUGGAGCCGGAUUGUGGCCUGACUGAGCCCAUACAAAGACUGCUGAAGAUGUCUGAGGCAAGGGGUGGCCUGGAAGCAACUGGCAUGAGCUGAUCACCAGGGACCAGUGCCGCAUUUGCAGAAAUGAGCACCAUUUACUCAAUGGAUCUCAUUAUCUAACACGAUAAUACUGUUCUUUGUAAUUAUACCCUAGAUUUCCUUAGGCUUUCUACUGUUAUUACUCAGUUAAAGUCUUUAAUACUGAGACUCCAUGAGGUGAAUAGCAUCAAAUGAAGGUAUACGUAGCAAAAUCCAUUAAUGUAUUUUAAUUGCAAGGUUUGGUAACACUUAAGGCAGUCAUCCAUCAUCUAUGAAGCCAUCUAUUAAUACCUUGAUAAUGCAUUGUAAUGGUCAGUAUAAGCCAUUACAAUGCAUUAUGAAGGUAUCUAUAGUGCAUUAUAGAUGAAAGCUUCAUAGAGCAUUCACAAUGCAUAAUAACCAGGGCUACAAUGGGUUAUACCUUUUCAUAAAUAAUUAUAGCCGUAUUUAUACUUCAUGAAUGCGUUAUAAUGCAUUAUGAGGGUAUCUGUAAUGCAUUAUACGACUGCUUUAAGUGUUACCAAAGAUUUAAUGUAAUGUUUACAUGGUAAUACAGGCCUAAAGUAAACAUUUUACUAUAUAUCCCAUAUUUUACUGUACAUUCCAUUUAUGUUAUUUAUGGUAGUCACAUCAUUUGGUUCUGUAGCAAAAUCAUUUAUCAUCAUUGAGAUACUGAUGAGCUCAGAUCUACCCCUAUCAUAUAGAGCCAAAAUAUCAAAUUGAAUUUCUCAUGCAAGUAUAUGUAGUAUAUGUUGACAUGGGAUAUACUGAUUAUUUUGUCUUAUGUAUGUCAGUGAAGUUUCAUUUCAUUGUGUAAAUCCUAACCAAUAUCAUAUAUUUCGAUAAUGGCUGCGGCGUUCAGAUUGUCCUUUUCCCUUAUGCCAGAUUCAUGUUACGCCACUCAUUCACACCAAGCCAAGCAGCACUGUAUUAGGAAGCAGCUUCUGCAGUGUACAUGCGUUGCCAAUGUAGAGUGAUUGGGUACACUUAACAGUAGUGUGAUGCACAAUUAAUUUCAGUAUGCUCCAGUAAAGCAUACAGCUGUACAAAAAAGGCUGAAGUAGUUACAUUAUCUCAGUAGCUGCUAUUAAAUGUAUACCAUUCUAAACCAAAAGGCUAACAGCUAAUGGUGAGUCUUAUUCCACAUUAGAACAAUAAUUGGGGAAAAAAAACAGACAUUCUGCUUUAGCUUUCAUCAGUAUGGCAUUUUUAUUUAGUCUAAAAAAGAAGGGUGUAUUUACAUACUUCGGCACAAAUUAAUCAUUAAAUAAAACCAGAUAUGGAAUCCA